UUAGCCGUUUCCUCAAACCAAAUCCCCCCACCUUCGACCCUCCCGCCACGAUAAUGGCCACGUCAGCUUUUGGAGACAGACCACAGAACAAACUAGUUUUGUUUGAUGUUGAUGAUACUCUUACACUCCCUCGUCAACGUAUCACCCCUGAGAUGGCCGAGCUUUUGAAAGAACUGAAGAAGAAAGUAGUAGUCGGGUUUGUAGGAGGGUCUGAUCUGGCUAAAAUCAGCGAACAAUUGGUCAUUGAUGGACUCCGUGCUAUAGAGUUCUUUGAUUAUGCAUUUCCUGAAAACGGGCUCUCUGCCUACAAAAGUGGAAAACCCCUGCCAUUCCAAUCGUUCAUUAAUUGGCUGGGCGAGGAGAAAUAUAAAAAGCUGGAACGGGAUGAUCAAUGUCAGCCCAAUAGGAAGAAAUGCAUCGUGAGCGUGCCAUCUAUCCUGAUUCUAAUACUCACACUGCACAGUAUUGCAGAACGUAACGAGUUCCAAGCCUAUGACAAGGAACACAAAUUAAGAGAAGAUUUUGUGAAAGUACUACGGGAGAAAUUUGCGGACUAUGGACUGACCUAUUCCAUUGGCGGCCAAAUAUCUUUUGACGUCUUUCCGAACGGAUGGGACAAGACUUAUGCCCUCCGUCAUGUGGAAAAUGAAGGAUUCGAGGAGAUAUAUUUCUUCGGUGAUAAAACAUACAAGGGAGGGAAUGACUACGAGAUCUAUUCUGAUAGUAGGACAAUAGGGCAUUCAGUGAGCGGUCCUCAGGAUACCGCACGCAUAGUAAAGGAGCUGUUCUUGUGA
This is a messenger RNA of Acaulospora colombiana, 794 nucleotides long. NCBI's taxonomy places the organism in Eukaryota, Fungi, Glomeromycota, Glomeromycetes, Diversisporales, Acaulosporaceae. The record is from the annotation of a GenBank genome assembly.